This is a messenger RNA of Lacerta agilis (Sand lizard), 1899 nucleotides long. Its product is annotated as protein jagged-1-like. Lineage: Eukaryota; Metazoa; Chordata; Lepidosauria; Squamata; Lacertidae. Gene Ontology annotation, molecular function: calcium ion binding. Gene Ontology annotation, biological process: multicellular organism development; cell communication; establishment or maintenance of epithelial cell apical/basal polarity. The record is from RefSeq and is a predicted model, not a curated record. Gene Ontology annotation, cellular component: plasma membrane; protein-containing complex.
CCGGGCGACGAGGCUCCACCCCGGCGCGCGUGAUGUCAGGCGGCCCUGCCCAGCGCAGCCAGAGCGCAGCCGGGCGUCCUCGGCAGCAGUAGAAGCGACGGCUCUGGCUCUGGCUCCCGAUCCGAAUCGGAGCUGCGCUCCCGGGAGGUUGGGCACCCGUCGGCGGCGUGGCCUGGGCAGCGAGUCCUGGAUGCCCCACGCUGGGCGACCGGCCAGGGGCUCCCAUUGCCGGGGCGCCGCGGCCGAGGGGCAGGGGGCUACCCGCCGCCACCCACCGCCGCCAGCACAAUGAGACGGCGGAGGACCCCUGGCGACGUGCUGUGCACCCUCUUCUUCCUCCUCUGCUACUCGAGGCCCCAGGUCUCCGAAGCGGCAGGAACCUUCGAGCUGCAGAUCCGCUUUGCCCGCAACGAGAAAGGGGUGCUGGCUGACGCGCGGUGCUGCCGCGGGGGCCUGCAUCCUCCGUGCCCCGUGGCGCAGCAAUGCCGCACCUUCUUCCGGGUCUGCCUCAAGGAAUACCAGCUGCGGGCUCUCCCCGGGGGGCCCUGCGUGCUGGGUGCCGCCACCACACCCGUCCUAGGGGGCAACGUCUUCUCCACCGGUCACCAGAAGAACGACCACGCCGGCAGGGUGGUUAUCCCGUUUGAUUUUGCCUGGCCGCGCUCGUACUCUCUGGUUCUGGAGGCCUGGGAUGCCGCCAAUGCCUCUGAUGUCACCAGCCAAGGUGGAGGGCAGCUGAUGGAGCGGGUGACCCGUUCGGGAAUGCUGAACCCUGGCGAAGGCUGGCAGGACCUGUGGCAUCACGGGCGCAGCACCUCGCUGGAGUACCGGGUGCGGGUACGCUGCCAGGAGCAUUACUACGGCCCGGCCUGCAACUUCUUGUGCCGUCCCCGCGACGAUUUCUUCGGGCACCACAGCUGCGACUCUGCGGGCAACAAGGUCUGUCUGGACGGCUGGACGGGAGACGAAUGUACACGGGCCAUUUGCCGGCCGGGAUGUCACGAAACGCAUGGGAGCUGUGAGGAGCCUGGCGAAUGCAGGUGCCACUACGGGUGGACCGGCCACCUCUGCGAUGAGUGCAUUCUUUUCCCAGGCUGCGUCCAUGGCAGCUGCACCGAGCCUUGGAAGUGCGACUGCGAGACCAACUGGGGGGGCAUCCUCUGCAACAAAGAUCUGAACUACUGCGGGUCGCACCGCCCGUGCAAAAACGGAGGCACCUGUGCAAACAACGAGCCGAACGAGUACGAGUGCCUUUGUCCCGAUGGAUUCCACGGCCGGAACUGCGAGGAAGCUCUCCUUCCGUUACCCGUUGCCGAACUGACUUGCACUCCUGAGCUGUGUGCCAACGGCGGAACGUGCCUCAACACCUCAUCCGGUUUCCAGUGCACGUGCCCCCCAGGAUGGAGUGGGGAGUUGUGUCAGCACGAGGUGACCGACUGCCUCUCCCAGCCCUGCAGCCAUGGCGGGACUUGCAAGGACCUCCCCGACGGAUUCAAGUGCCUCUGCCCUCCUCAGUGGACAGAGACCUGCCAGAUCGAUGUGAACGAAUGCCAGAACCCUUGUCUCCACGUGCGCGGGUGCAAAAACCUAAUCGGGGGCUACUUCUGUGACUGUCUGGAUGGCUGGACUGGAACAAACUGCAAUAUCAGAGAAAACUCUUGCCGGAGACGAUGUCGCAAUGGAGGGACCUGCCAGGUGAAAGGCGGAAGGCACCUCUGCAGCUGCCGGGAGGGCUACACAGGCGCAGAGUGCGAGACGGAGCUGAGCGCCUGUGGUGGCGCCCCUGCCUGCACGGAGGGCAAUGCCAGGAGAUGGAAAACAAGACCUUCCUUUGCAGCUGCCCUCCCGGGCUUAGUGGCAGUCGCUGCGAGGUCUUUGUGGAUCCCUGCUUCUCGAACC